Messenger RNA from Sclerotinia sclerotiorum 1980 UF-70, 1197 nucleotides. RefSeq lists its product as hypothetical. The coding region runs from base 1 to 1197 and encodes 398 amino acids. Gene Ontology annotation, biological process: nucleosome assembly. The transcript has 5 exons. The record is from RefSeq and is a predicted model, not a curated record. Gene Ontology annotation, molecular function: chromatin binding; histone binding. Gene Ontology annotation, cellular component: nucleus; chromatin. NCBI's taxonomy places the organism in Eukaryota, Fungi, Ascomycota, Leotiomycetes, Helotiales, Sclerotiniaceae.
AUGUCGGACAUUCCAAAGAAAAAUAAUCCUCAAACGGCCCCUACUCCUCAAAACACCCCAAUGAAUAACGCUCCUAUUUCAUCGCAUGCUCAGCAACCUGGUGUUGGCACGAUUAAGGAAGAGGAGUUUGAACGCGCUGCAGCAGCCUCUCUCUUCGCACAAAACCCAAAACUUGUCCAGAUGAUCCAUGGAAAGCUUGGCAGUCUUGUUGGCCGUUCAUCUGGUUACAUCGAGUCCCUCCCUACACCCGUUCGUCGUCGCGUUGCCGGUCUUAAGGGCGUUCAAAAAGAACAUUCGAAGUUAGAAGCCGAGUUCCAGGAAGAGGUCUUGGAGCUUGAGAAGAAGUACUUCGCCAAGUUCACCCCUCUGUACCAGAAGCGAGCCAAGAUCGUUAACGGCGAGGUCGAGCCCACUGAGGAGGAGAUUAAAUCUGGUGAGGAAGAGGAUGAAGAGCACGAUGCAGAACAAGCCGAGAAGGUCGAUGAAUCCGCCGAGAAGAUUGCUGGUAUUCCAGAAUUCUGGUUGUCCGCAAUGAAGAACCAAGUUUCGCUUGCCGAAAUGAUCACAGACAGAGAUGAGGCCGCACUCAAGGACUUGACCGAUAUACAAAUGGAAUACCUCGACAAGCCCGGUUUCCGCUUAAUUUUCCAAUUCGCCGACAACGAGUUCUUCACCAACAAGACAAUCACCAAGACUUACUUCUACCAAAACGAGAGCGGUUAUGGUGGAGACUUCAUCUAUGACCAUGCUGAAGGUGACAAAAUUAAUUGGAAGGAUGGCAAGGACUUGACUGUUCGUGUUGAGAGCAAAAAGCAACGCAACAAGAACACAAAGCAGACCCGUGUUGUCAAGAAGACUGUCCCAACAGAGUCCUUCUUUAACUUCUUCUCCCCACCCAAGGCACCUACAGAAGAUGACGAUGAUGACACAGCCUCGGAUAUUGAGGAGCGCCUCGAGCUCGACUAUCAGUUGGGCGAGGACAUUAAGGAGAAGCUUAUUCCACGUGCAAUCGACUGGUUCACUGGAGAGGCUCUUCAAUUCGAGGAAUUGGAUGAUGAUAUGGAGGAGGGUGAUUUCGAGGAUGAAGACGAUGAAGAAGAUAUGAGUGAAGACCGUGAUGAUGAUGAUGAUGAGUCAGACGACGAUGAUGAUGCCGCAAAACCCAAGCAGGAGGCCGCUGAAUGUAAGCAAAGUUAG